GGUGUCGGCACCGGGGCCUCUCCCGCAGUACCGGGACACGCGUGGGCACUGACCGGGCGCGCUUGACGUCACUCCAGGGGGCGGGGGCUCCACCGGAAGUUUUCUCGUUGCCUGGCAACGGCGGCGCGGCGCGGCCAUGGCGGAGCCGGACCCCGGGCCCAUCGUCACCUUCGGCAGCCUCAUCACCGAGGGGACGACGCUGAGCCGGCGCGGGCAGCACCACAAGGCGUUGGGAUGCUUCAACAAUGCGCUGAAGCUGAGGGCAGGGGACAAGCAGUGCCUUAUCACCCGCUCCAAGUGCUUCCUGAAACUUGGGGACACAGAAAACUCCUUGAAGGAUGCUGAAGCCUCGCUCCAAAGAGACAAAGCGUUCACUGAGGGGCUUUACCAAAAGGCAGAGACCCUCUACACCAUGGGGGACUUCGAGUUCGCGCUGGUGUUUUACCAUCGAGGCCGGAGGCUCCGCCCGGACCAGAACAAGUUCCAGCUGGGCAUCAACAAGGCAGAGGAGGCAAUUAUGAACUGCAUUGGCAAUCCAGCCUCGGUGAAGCUGGAGAACAAGGAGGAGCUGGGCUUCGUGAGCAGGCAGGCAGAGAGCAGAAACCAGAAACUGCAAACCAAACCGACUAAGGACCACAAAGGGACGAAGAAGAAGCAGCGUGUGAAGAAUCCAAAAACAGAGCGAGAGCUUCUGGGACAGCUCUAUGAUGACAAGACCUUCCUGCAGAAGUUGCUCAAGGAUGAAGACUUGAUGCAGACCAACAUGAGGCAGGGGGGCAAAGUCGAAGACCUGGUUUUGGAUGGCAUCUCCUACCUGAACCAGCGCCGGGACUUCUGGCAGCAGCAGAAGCCGAUCUACGCCCGGCUGUACGAGCGGCGGCUCCUGCAGCAGAGGUGGAUGGGGGAUGGGAGACGGAAACCGGCCGAAGUUGCCAGAUCCAUCGCGAAGGACAUGGAGGACAUUGAGCUCAUGCUGGCCAGAGGCUCUGCUGAGGAAAGCUGCAGGAAAGCUGAGCGUGUCCUGAAAAAGAUACAAGGGUGGGCAGAGGAUGAAGUUCCCAACAAGAGUGAACUGAUUGGGAGGCUCCACAGCUGCAUCGGGAACGCGCAGGCGGAGAUGGGGCAGAUGGAGGCAGCUCUGCGCAGCUACAGGAGGGAUCUGGAUUGUGCCAGGCAGAAUGCUCUGCCCGACUCCAUGUCCCGGGCCCUGGACAACAUCGGCCGCGUGUACGCCCGGACCGGCAGGUUCCAGCAGGCCAUCAACACCUGGGAGAAGAGGAUUCCAAUGGCAAAAUCCGACCUGGAGAAGGCCUGUCUGUUCCAUGACAUCGGCCGGUGUUACCUCGAGCUGGGUGAUGCUGAAACAGCCCUAGACUGUGGAGAGAAUUCUCUGGAGUCAGCGGAUGAAGAGGGAGAUGUGGAGUGGCAGCUCCACGCCACCGUGCUGGUGGCACAGGCACAAGUGAAAUUAAAGGAUUACCGGUCUGCAAUCCUGAACUUUGAAAGUGCCCUGGAGAAGGCGAAGCUUGUGCCUGACCAGGCUGCUCAAAACACCAUCCUUGUGGCCUUGGAUAAGGUGAGCAAAAGCUACAUCAAGCAGCUGAGCGAAGGCGGCAAAGAAGCGACGGUUCCCUUCCGGAGAGGUACUUGUCAUUCCCACCUCUGCCCCCAGAAAUGGAAAAACUCCCCACUUGCCUCUUCUGGAGCACAGCAGCUGCACCUUAGGAUUCCCACAGCACCCAUUCCCUUCCAAGUAUUGAAUUAAAAUCUCGGUGCAAGU
This is a messenger RNA of Empidonax traillii (willow flycatcher), 1780 nucleotides long. It is a transcript of the gene ODAD4, whose product is annotated as tetratricopeptide repeat domain 25. The record is from RefSeq and is a predicted model, not a curated record. Bases 137 to 1765 code for a protein of 542 amino acids. Lineage: Eukaryota; Metazoa; Chordata; Aves; Passeriformes; Tyrannidae. The transcript is spliced from 11 exons. Gene Ontology annotation, cellular component: cytoplasm. Gene Ontology annotation, molecular function: protein binding.